Messenger RNA from Actinia tenebrosa (Australian red waratah sea anemone), 2878 nucleotides. RefSeq lists its product as uncharacterized. NCBI's taxonomy places the organism in Eukaryota, Metazoa, Cnidaria, Anthozoa, Actiniaria, Actiniidae. The record is from RefSeq and is a predicted model, not a curated record.
AAAAUUGAUCUCAAGGUUUAUCGCGAAACCAGAUUGGUAGCAGAGCGAGGUUAGAAUAAGAAGACGACAAGUGGAAACUCAAGCAAAACCGAUGGGUAGGAAAAAGAAUMUAAGAAGAAAAGGAGCAUUCUACAGCGACGACGAAGACAGAAACGAAACCUCUCAAGUCGGAGGAAGAUCUAACGAAGGAAACAACGCUUUAGAGAGGCAAAAACAAUCCAAGUCAAGAAGCAAAGCGGCUUUCACGAGAGCAAGACAUGGACUUCUACAGUUACUGGAAGAAGACUUACCUAAUCGCAGUCAGGUAAGAGAGGCACGAGAAAAGCUAAACAAGCAACUAGAUAAAGUAAUGGAGGAUUUAGAGGCUUUAUCUACGAUGUAYGAGAAAAGACAAGAUGMCGUAAAUAUAAGCAAGUUAAGUCAAGAAAUAGAGAGAAUCGAGGAAGAGUUCACGGACGCUCAGAAUAGGACACAAGAGUACCUAGACUCCAGGAAAGACGAAUUAUCAAGUAUCGCGUCGGAUACUUCGCAGAAGGUUGGACAAGCUCAAGAGGAAAUGAUGAAAGUAAAGAAGAAGGCGGAGCAAAUGGAAGUAAACAUAUUGAAAGAAGAAGAAGCUAUUCAGACAGAAAAGAGAAAAAUAGAAGAAUACGCUAAGAAAAUGAAAGAACUUGAAGCUCGAUCACUACAAGGAAGAAACCAACUAAUCGAUGUUAAAGAGGAAGUCAGAAGAAUACAAAUCAAAGCAGAAAAAGAGAUCGACAAGGAGCUUGGGCUAGAAGAKGACUAUGUCGACGGGCCAGAAUGCGCCGAUGUCGAGCAAAGCGAACAAAAACCAAGGAUCAAGACGGAGAACUAUAGCGGGUUAAAGACCAAAGGCCAAGAAGAGACGCAGAGCGUGAAGGGCAAAACGUCGCCAGCGAUGGAGAUUGGCCAAGACCUUUGGAAGCAGCUGAAGAGAGUGUCAAUCCCUGUGUUCAACGGAGACAAAGCCAACUACGAGAAUUGGAAAGCAGCAUUCGAGGCAUGCAUCGACAAGGCACCAGCUACUCCAGAGUAUAAGCUACUCCAACUCAGACAAUAUUUGUCAGGAGAAGCACUCAAGACCAUAGAAAACCUCGGUCAUUCAGCGUCCGCUUACGACGCUGCAAAGAGCAGGCUGGAGAGGAAAUACGGCGGGAGAAGGAGGCAGAUCGCGCUGCAUCUUGAAGAACUUGAGAACUUCAAACCAGUAAGGCCAGGACACCCAAAAGAUAUCGAGAGAUUUGCAGACAUUUUGGACAUCGCAGUUGUUAACCUGAAGGAGGCMAGACGAUAYGAAGAACUGGGUAAUGGAUCACUCUAUGCAAAGUUGCAGAAGAAAAUGACGGAGCAAAUGUUGGCACAGUACCACAGAUGGGUAUAUGAAAGAAGCAAAAUGGAAUGCGUGGAAACCUUACGAGAGUGGGUGAUACAAGAGGCGGAGUUCCAGACAAUAGCAGCCGAAACGCUACGUGGACUAUCAAGAAGCUCAUCUAGUACACAACGGAAAGAUCAGACAUAUUUUGGCCAACCAAGACAACAGAGCGGCUCCAAGAAUCAACAAAGAGACAGAAAUCGAGCAUGCAAGGUCUGCGGAGAAGGGCAUCCAGCUUGGUUAUGUGGCAAGUUUAAAGCUAUGGCAGUAGCUAAGAGGUGGGAAACAGCCAAGCAACACAGUUUGUGUUACAGAUGUCUAGGAGCCAACCACGUCGGUCAGUCAUGCACGAGGUCAAGAAUCUGUGGCUUGAAUGGAUGUAAAGAUACGCAUAACAGGCUGUUGCAUGAGGACAAGAAGGGGGUGUCGGACGAGGAGAAGAGUACAGGUGAUCAAAAAGCCAAUAGCAGCCAAGAUGCAAAGCAAGGCGUGCGAGGACCUGCCACGGAGGGGGAGCAGCAGAAAUCCGAGAGAUCACACACGACCACGGUACAUGCCAAAGAAAACGUCAAAGAGGAAUACAUCGCGUUGAGAACAGUACCCGUGAUACUAAAGAAUGGCGGGCGGAAACUAGUCGUGAAUGCACUGCUGGACGACGCCAGUACCAAGACGUACGUAAAUAGUGAUGUCGCCGCUGAGUUAGGACUACAGGGCGAGAGUCGUAAAGUGACAGUCAACGUUCUUAAUGGCCAGGAAGAUACUUUCGAGACGAUGCCGAUCGAGUGUGGGAUAGAGAGCUUAGAUGGCAAAAUAAACAUGAAGAUUACUGCRUUUACAGCGAACAGAGUCACAGGCAACAUGAAAGCAGUUAACUGGGCCAGGUGUGCCAAGAACUGGAGCCACCUAAAAGAUAUAAACUUCCCUUAUCUGGGGCCACGCCCAAUUGUUGAUAUCCUCAUCGGUAUCGAUUAUGCUGAUCUACACUAUUCAAUCAAAGAUGUAAGAGGGAAACCAGGCGAGCCAGUGGCAAGAUUAACACCGUUAGGAUGGACAUGUAUUGGACAUCCCAGCGUAUGUUAUGAGAAGGGUUAUCGGACAAACUUUAUACGUACUUACUUCGUGCGUGAGGAACCAAGCAUUGAGUUGAGCAACGCUAUUCGAAAGUUCUGGGAGAUUGAAGACGACGGAUUACAGAUGAAAACCAAGAUAUUAAAGCCAGAAGAUCAAAUCGCACUGGAGGCACUUAAGAAGUCAAUAAAGUUUGAAGAUGGAAGAUACGAGAUUGGAGUACCAUGGAAGGAAGAGAAACCGCUCAUGCCAGACAACUACGAGACCGCGCUGCGGCGGUUGCAGAAUACAGAGAAACGGCUGUGCAGGGAUCCAGAGAUGGGAAAGAGUUACUCAGACGUGAUCAAUCAGUACGAAGAAAAGGGUUACAUAAGAAAGGUUCCAGAAACGGAGAAAAGGCCAAGCGAAUCAUAG